Messenger RNA from Actinia tenebrosa (Australian red waratah sea anemone), 2112 nucleotides. Its product is annotated as hydroxysteroid dehydrogenase-like protein 2. Gene Ontology annotation, cellular component: mitochondrion. The record is from RefSeq and is a predicted model, not a curated record. NCBI's taxonomy places the organism in Eukaryota, Metazoa, Cnidaria, Anthozoa, Actiniaria, Actiniidae.
UGGCGCCAAAAAUUGAAUGCUCACUCCCAAACGUCUUGGACAUAACGUUCGGGGUAUGGGGAGAGGAGUAUUUGAAAACCGCUGUUCAAAGGUCGUCGGCGCACACGUGUCUUCAACACCAUCAAAAUGUUGAACACAGGGAAGCUUGCUGGAAAGACCUUAUUCAUAACGGGGGCCAGUCGAGGUAUUGGUAAAGCCAUCGCUUUGAAAGCAGCUCGUGACGGAGCAAAUGUGAUUAUUGCUGCAAAGACAGCCGCUCCACAUCCAACACUACCAGGGACUAUUUAUACUGCUGCUAAGGAAGUGGAAGAAGCUGGAGGUCACUGUCUACCUUGUGUAGUCGACAUUAGAGAUGAAAGUGCUGUUAUUGGUGCAGUUGAAGAGGGAGUGACAAAGUUUGGUGGGAUUGACAUCUUAGUUAAUAAUGCAAGUGCAAUCAGUCUUACAGGCACAUUGGAGACACCAAUGAAAAGAUAUGACUUGAUGAACAACAUCAAUGCAAGGGGAACUUAUUUAUGCUCUCAGGCCUGUUUACCUUAUUUGAAAAAAGGAAAGAACCCACACAUACUGACAUUGAGUCCACCUCUGAAUAUGAAUCCUAUCUGGUUCAAGAAUCAUGUUGCGUACACAAUGGCCAAGUAUGGCAUGUCCAUGUGUGCACUUGGAAUGGCAGAAGAAUUCAAAGAUGAUGGCAUAGCUGUCAAUGCACUCUGGCCAAAAACAGCCAUAGCAACAGCUGCCAUGAAGAUGCUCGGAGGAGAAGAAGCCAUCAAACAAUGCCGUACCGUAGAUAUCAUGGCAGAUGCCGCUUACGUCAUCCUAACACGUGACAGCCGCUCAUAUACUGGACAGUUCUUGAUUGAUGAAGAUGUACUACGAGAUGUGGGUGUCACGGAUAUGGAGCCCUACGCUUGUGUACCGGGAAGCACUCUUCUUCCCGACUUUUUCCUGGAUGAAGCGAACCCAGAGAAGCUCUUAAAGGAUCAUCACAAAAUGGAAAAACUGGAAGCGAGUGCUGGUUCAUCAACGGGUAACGUUGCUAAAGUUUUUGAGACCAUAAAAUCGCUAUGUGAUGAUGAACUUGUCAAGACUAUUAAUGGAGUGUUUGAGUUUGAUAUCCACGGGAAGGAUGCUGGCUUGUGGUAUCUAGACUUAAAGAAUGGACCAGGUAGUGCAGGUUCAGGGUCAUACCCAGGUGGUCAAGCACAGUGUACCAUGUCCCUUGACUCUGAGGACUUUCUUAAGAUGUUCCAAGGUCAACUUAAUCCAACACAAGCAUUUAUGAGUGGCAAGCUCAAGAUAAAAGGAGACAUGAUGAUUGCAAUGAAAUUAGAAAAGCUUAUGGGAAAGAUGAAAUCUAAACUAUGAGAACAUUAACACUAUAUUAAUACUUCACAGGAAAGUGUUCCUGAACAUUUUUCCGAAGCAAUUGAUCAAACAAAUUCAUGCAUGUUUAUACUUUCAUCAGUUCUUUUUAAUGAGCUCUUAAGAUUAUUUAAUUAUCUUGAAAUAGAAGUGGAAUAGGCUUUUACAAAAUUUAACAUUACUGCUUCUUCCUUGCUCUCCAACAGAGCUGCUUUUAGACAACUUCACUUUCUGUGGGGGGUGGGGCAGUAGCAAAAUUUUCCUUCUCAAUCAUCAGCUACUCAGUGUAUUACCACUGUUUUCAUUGCUACACACUGAUCAAGUCAGCAGUUGCUAGAGGAAAAUCGGGCAAUAGACUGAACAUUUGAAAAAAUUGUUUGGUACCUUUACAUACUCUGAUAAAUGGCAUUGUAUUGCUCACUUUUUGUUGUGACUGUUGCCGUGAUCAGUGGUAAAUAAAAGAUAUUCUGCUUCAAUAUUCAACAUUGGCCUUUGGUGACGGUUAAAAUGGAAUCAGCUCUCUUAUACCUAAACGAGUAUAUCCUUACUAAACACAAUAUUUUAAAGGUUUGUCUGCAAACAAGACAUAUUCAAGGUCUUGGACUCUUUUCCAAUUUAUUUGUUGUGUGCUGUGUAUAUUUUUUUAAUACAGGAUACCAAUGAAAAUGAUUUUGAAAAUUGAAAACUACUGGAAUUUGUAUGUAUAAUUACACAUUAAAAUAUUUAAUAAAAGUUUUCUUGUUCUUA